CUAUGAAAUCUAGUGCAAAUGAAUCCUAUGGAAAAAUUCCUAUGGUUCACAAUCCUAUGAAUCAAACAACCCACAUAGGAAAAAUUCCCAAGGAUUAGAAUCCUUCAAAAUUCCUUUGAGAAUCCUUUGAAUCAAAGAAGCCCUUAACUGGGGGUAGCACUGUAGUUUUCAUGGGGCUAUCUAUAUACACCACGGGUACGUACGUUGACGAUCGAUCGAGCCUCGGUCGGUCAUCACAACAUAUACCACUUCGCCGUGAUUGCUGAUCAAUCAGUUAGCAAAUCGAACUAGUUGUAGCCGCGAAAAGCAAGCUUAAUUUGAUGGAUCUAUCGUUCGGCCCGUCGGUCAUGGCGUCUACGUCGUCUUCCUCCGAGCUGCCGGACGGAACAGUCCUAGUCCCCGCUCCGCUCGUCCACGUCGCCUUCAACCAGCACGGCACGCACUUCGUCGCGGCCACGGCCACCGACUUCCACGUAUUCUCCUGCCACCCCCUCGAGCGCGUCAUGCGCCGGCGUGGCUCCGGCGGCUGCACGUUCAAGGUGACCUCCGCCCAGCUGCUCACGCGGUCUCAGCUGGCCGUCGCGACGCGGAGGCCCAGCGCCGUCAGCGGCGCCGUCGACGGACACGUCAUCGACUUCUGGAACGGCAUGUGCAAGCCCAAGGACGCCAGGACCAACACCGUCAGGAGCCUGUGCGGCGCCGUGGGCGGCUUCCGCCUGCGGGGCGACCACAUGCUCGUCGCCGGCGAGGGGACGGCCACGCUGUUUGACGGCGUCCACUGGGAGAAGGAGGUGACGACGGGGCCCAACCCGCUGGGGCUGUGCGCCAUGGAGGAGCCGAAUGGGCCUGCGACGCUCGUCUACGCCCUGCCGCUGCCGGAGGCGGGAAUGGUGCAGGUCCGCCGGCGCGGCAGGGCCAGCAGCGUCAGCGUGCACGCGCACGGCUCGGGCGUGGCGUGCCUCGCGCUGUCCCCCGACGGACGGCUGCUCGCCACCGCCGGCACCCGAGGCACGCUCCUGCGCAUCUUCAGCACCGCCGACGGCACAAAGCUGCAAGAGCUGAGAAGAGGCACCGAAGGGGCAGACAUCCACUGCAUCGCCUUCUCCCACGACUCCAAAUGGUUAGCGGUGUCCAGCGACAAGGCAACGGUGCACGUUUUUAGCAUCAAUGACUUUAACCUCACAAGCUCCACUCUCGAGGAAGACCAUGCCAGCAAUGACCUUCUGGCGGCACCACUAGUACUACCAUCUUCUCCCGCACCCGCAACAACCAACCAGAUCUCGUCACGCAUGUCAUUUUUGAAAGGCUACCUGCCGACGUAUUUCAGCUCAAAGUGGUCGUUUGCCCAGUUCCGGAUCCCUAACGCCUGGACCAAGUUCUACCGCUGCGAGUUCGAUCCGGUGAAAGGAGGCGACAUGGUGCCGGGGGUGUACCACGAGAACUUCAUGGACCUGUGA
This is a messenger RNA of Triticum aestivum (bread wheat), 1457 nucleotides long. Its product is annotated as autophagy-related protein 18d-like. NCBI's taxonomy places the organism in Eukaryota, Viridiplantae, Streptophyta, Magnoliopsida, Poales, Poaceae. Bases 321 to 1457 code for a protein of 378 amino acids. The transcript is spliced from 4 exons. Gene Ontology annotation, molecular function: protein binding. The record is from RefSeq and is a predicted model, not a curated record.